UUUUCCUAUUUGUUCUCCCUAGUAACAUCCCAAGUCCUUCCAUUGAACCCUGCCGGCCGCCAAGGUGCGUGGCAGCUAUUACAUGCAAGUGUGGGGAUAUCUGCCAUGCAUAUGCAACUUUUGCAUAACAACAAGGUUAUCAUCUUUGACCGCACCGAUUUCGGCCCUUCCAAUCUUUCCCUCCCCAGUGGCCUUUGCCGGAUUGAUCGUUCCGACACCGUGCUCCAAACUGACUGCACAGCUCACUCAAUCCUAUAUGAUAUCAGCACCAAUGCAUUUCGUCCCUUGAUGGUUCAAACUGAUACUUGGUGCUCCUCUGGUACAGUUCUCCCUAAUGGAACUCUUGUUCAAACCGGUGGCUACAAUGAUGGUGAUCGCAAUAUUCGAACUUUCACUCCUUGUACCGAUGAAUACUGUGAUUGGAUUGAGUUCCCACAUUCUUUACUGCAGCGAAGAUGGUAUGCUAGUAACCAAAUUUUACCAGAUGGUCGAAUAAUAAUUGUUGGUGGGAGACGACAGUUCAAUUAUGAGUUUUAUCCUCAUGAUAUUGAAGGCAAGUCCUCAGGUUCAAGUACUGAUCAUAUUUUUGGGCUGAAUUUUUUGAGAGAGACAAACGAUUAUCAAAUGGAGAACAAUUUGUAUCCAUUUUUGCACCUUCUGCCAGAUGGAAACUUGUUCAUUUUCGCUAAUACGAGAUCAAUAUUGCUUGAUUAUAAUCAAAACAGAGUAGUGAAAGAGUUCCCUCAGAUACCUGGUGGCGAUCCGCGUAAUUACCCAAGCUCAGGAUCAUCCGUUUUGCUCCCUUUGGAUGAUCAAAACGAGGCCAUCGAACCCGAAAUCAUGGUGUGCGGAGGUGCACCGAAGGGUUCAUUUACGCAAGCCACGCAAGGGAAUUUCAUACGUGCAACAUCCACAUGCGGGAGGCUCAAGGUUUCCCAUGCAAACCCUAGUUGGGUCAUGGAAGACAUGCCAGUGCCACGAGUCAUGGGUGACAUGAUACUUUUGCCGUCCGGCGACGUGCUGAUAAUCAACGGAGCAGAAAUGGGUACCGCCGGCUGGGAAUUAGGCAGAGGUCCGGUCACCAGGCCGAUCAUUUACCGCCCGUCCGGCGACCGCCCUGACUGGCGUUUCUCAGUGAUGUCACCAUCCCCGAGACCAAGAUUGUACCAUUCAUCAGCCACACUAUUAACCGAUGGGCGUAUACUAGUUGGUGGAAGCAACCCCCAUGUUUUCUACAACUUCACAAACGUGGAGUUCCCUACUGAUUUAAGCCUGGAAUCUUUCUCGCCACCAUAUUUAUCCCCAGAGUAUGAUCCAAUCAGGCCUCAAAUUUUGUCCUUAGAUGAGAAAAUAAGGUAUGGGAAGUCCUUCUGGCUGAGUUUUAGUGUGAAAGAUUAUCUAACAGCUAGUGUUUUGUCUGUGAGGAUUGUUGCACCAUCAUUCACAACACAUUCUUUUGCAAUGAAUCAAAGGAUGGUAGUGUUGAAGAUUGUUGGCGUGACAACCCUUCUUCCGCCGGCGCCCUAUGCUUAUGGUUUAAGCAUGGUCGGGCCGUCGACGGCUGAGAUUGCUCCGCCGGGAUACUAUCUGUUGUUUGUGCUGCAUGCCGGUGUACCAAGUUCUGGGAUGUGGGUGAAGAUAGAAUGAUGGGGAUUAAUU
This is a messenger RNA of Theobroma cacao (cacao), 1659 nucleotides long. RefSeq names its product glyoxal oxidase-related protein. NCBI's taxonomy places the organism in Eukaryota, Viridiplantae, Streptophyta, Magnoliopsida, Malvales, Malvaceae. The record is from RefSeq and is a predicted model, not a curated record.